This is a messenger RNA of Geodia barretti, 1188 nucleotides long. The record is from the annotation of a GenBank genome assembly. NCBI's taxonomy places the organism in Eukaryota, Metazoa, Porifera, Demospongiae, Tetractinellida, Geodiidae.
AUGUAUCAAACCCACCUCACCGAACCGCAAGGUAUAAUUAAAAAGCAAAUUCAUGCGCGCGCAAACGAACUUGGAUUUGAACUCGUUGGAAUCACGCCUGCCGCGCACAGUGAAACAAUUGCACGCUAUCAGCAGUGGAUAGAAAGCGGGUACGCCGGGAAGAUGCACUAUCUUGAAAAGCAUCUUCCUCUUAAGACAGAUGUCCGUCGACUUCUAACAGAGGCGAAAUCUGUUAUUAGCCUCGCGAUGAACUAUUAUACGCUUGAUCCACCGGAGGCACUCGCACAAGAUCCGGGACGAGGACAGAUCUCCCGCUACGCGUGGGGUGAUGAUUAUCACGAACUUAUUCGUGAACGCCUUUUAGAACUUGUCACUUUUAUCAAACAGACCGCUGAAAGCGAAUUGCGAACCCGCGUAUGUGUUGAUACCGCUCCUAUUAUUGAAAGGGAGUACGCACAGAGAGCAGGCAUUGGGUGGAUCGGGAAGAAUACGAACCUGAUUCACUGGCGUUCCGGUUCUUGGUAUUUUCUCGCCGAGAUACUCGUCGAUAUCGCGUUGGAAUCCGGCACGCCGGAUCUUCGUGGAAGUUGUGGCACUUGCACACGCUGUAUUGAAGCAUGCCCGACAGACGCAAUUAUUGAACCGAAUGUUCUUGAUUCCCGGCUUUGUAUUUCUUAUCUGACGAUCGAAUUAAAGGAGAGCAUACCGAAGGCACUUCGCCCUAAGAUCGGGAACUUAAUUUUCGGCUGCGACAUCUGCCAAGAGGUCUGUCCGUGGAACAGUAAGGCAGUACCGACAACCGAACCGGCGUUUCAGCCGCGCGAUGGAAACCUCGCUCCCAAGUUACUCUCGCUUGUCGGUAUGACGCAGCAGGAAUUUAGCCGACGCUUCAAGAGGAGUCCAAUCAAACGCGCGAAACGUCGGGGGUUCUUGCGGAACGUCCUCGUUGCCAUCGGUAAUUGGGGGACGCAGCGUGCUGUCCCGGCACUUAAAGACGCAUUAGCCGAUGAUGAAUCUUUAGUUCGGAGUCAUGCCGCUUGGGCAUUGGGAAGAAUUGGAGGCGAAACCGCCAAACGAAUAUUGCAAACGCGACUAACCGUUGAAACCGAGCAAGAUGUUAUCACUGAAAUUCAAGACGCGCUCUUAGAGACGGAGCAAUUAUCAGGGAGAGAGGAAAAAAAUGCGUGA